AGCAGCUCCACGGUGACGUCAUGAGGCUGGUCCUGGUUAGACCCACCAAUGAGACGAGUCGCCUUGAUUCCACCGGGGCUGUUCGCGAUGAAAGGGUGGUGGAUCAUCACAGCGCUAGGGAUGCGCUACAGCAGCACGGAGCCGUAGAGGGGAUGCAGCAUCGCUACUCGGGCGCUGUCUUCCAGCAACAAACAGCCAGCCGAGAGCAGAGAAGCACCCGCAGCGCUGCGGCUCAUUCACAAAAACCGUCUCCGAGCGGAGGAACUGCUGCCGCAGUGUGCAGCCUGCCGCCUCCUCCUCCAGGCAGACAGCGCUCCUCCACCUUAUAUCACCAGGAGCUGCCCACCCCGGGCAUUUUCUGCGCCCCACCACCAGCCACUAGCCACGCAGCCAGACAGACAGACCCGAACCAGGCGCCCGGCUUUGACCUGCAGCCUGCACGUCUGCUGCAGAACGCUGGGGCCGCCGGCUCCCUUGCGCAGCCGGAGCAGCCCGCACUCGAGCGCUGCCACUGCAGUCUUUCUGAGCAAGUGAGCGCGUCUCGGCAGCCGCACGGUUUCCCGCAGCCCUCCCCUCCUCCUUCUCCUCCUCCUCCUCCUUCUUCUUCUCCUCCUCCUCCUCCGCCGCCGCCGUCGUCGCUGUUGUUUUCACAGAACGGGAACAGGGGGGACAAUCUGAAGAAAAGCGUUAAUAACCCCCAGGAACGCAGCACCUGCCACUGCAGAGGUGUAGGAGGGCUGCCAGAGCCUGACCGGUCGCUGCAACCGCCGCAGCAGCAGCCCUGUGACCAUUUCCAGUUAGGGCACCCGAACCCCUCCUCCGGCGCGCUCACACAGCACAGGGAGCGUGCGCUGCGCGUGAACGUCUGUGAGCCGAGCGAUGUGAAUCAGCGGCUGUUUUUAUUCCAACCUCAGGACGCGCAGCAGCAGCAGACGCCACAGCUGCAGGUUCAGCAGCAGCGGCUGGUUGGGAGCAGCUUUAUUAACAGCUACUGCGGCAGCGGUUCCGGGGAGCUCAGCAGGAACCAGCAGCAGGAGCGGAGCUGUGAGAAGACGUCCGGCGACGGAAGCCCUUCCCAGCGGCGGCAGUGGCGGCAGCAGCAGGGCAGCAGCGAGCCCUCCGAGAGACCACCCGUCCGCCCCUUGUUGGCGAGAAACGUGUCGGCAGGCAGCAGCAGCAACAGAAGCAGCCUUGCGUGUUCGUCCGGCAGCCAACUGUGGCCGGAGCAGCAGCCCCAGGAAGGAAGCCGCGUCCGGACGGUGGAAGAGCAGGUAAAUGCGGAGCCCAAGAAGCUAAGCCAUGCUGGAUCCAAGCCCUCCCUCUCUGAGAGCAGUUACCCAUUCUCUGAGAUAGCCAUGAACAGCUGCAAGUACAAUGGGGGCGUUGUGAGACCCCUGGGUAGCCUGGGGGCAUCACGGCGAAACCUUGCAGAGCUUGACUCAGAGACGCAGCCCCUCCAGACCCUUCACAGCUCAGGCCUGGAGGUGGUGGUCUCCAAGGGUAACGGCGAGGACCCUAGCAAGGUGUCCAAUGAAAGCUUGGCCAGGGAGGGAGUCACUGCACCACAUAAAAAGAACAAGGACAUUGGCUACAAGUUGGGCCAUCGGAGAGCUCUCUUUGAAAAGCGAAAACGACUAAGCGAUUAUGCCUUGAUCUUUGGGAUGUUUGGCAUUGUCGUCAUGGUUACUGAAACAGAGCUCUCCUGGGGAGUUUACACUAAGGAGUCUUCAUAUUCAUUUGCACUGAAAUGCCUUAUCAGCCUUUCCACUGUUAUAUUGCUUGGUCUCAUUAUAAUGUACCAUGCCCGGGAAAUCCAGUUGUUCAUGGUGGACAACGGGGCAGAUGACUGGAGGAUAGCCAUGACAUAUGAGAGGAUCUUCUUCAUUGUCCUGGAGCUACUGGUGUGCGCCAUCCACCCUAUCCCGGGCCAGUAUGUCUUUACCUGGACCGCUCGGCUGGCCUUUACCUACACGCCUUCAGUGGCUAACGCCGAUGUGGACAUCAUCCUCUCCAUCCCAAUGUUCCUGCGCCUGUACCUGAUUGGUCGUGUCAUGCUACUGCACAGUAAGCUGUUCACAGAUGCCUCGUCUCGCAGCAUCGGUGCCCUCAACAAGAUCAACUUCAAUACCCGGUUCGUCAUGAAGACCCUUAUGACCAUCUGCCCAGGCACUGUGCUGCUGGUCUUCAGCAUCUCAUCCUGGAUCAUAGCUGCAUGGACAGUACGCGUCUGCGAGAGGUAUCAUGACAAACAAGAAGUGACCAGUAACUUUCUUGGAGCUAUGUGGCUAAUUUCUAUAACCUUCCUAUCAAUUGGCUAUGGAGACAUGGUGCCUCACACAUACUGUGGAAAGGGUGUGUGUCUGCUUACUGGAAUCAUGGGGGCUGGCUGCACUGCCCUGGUGGUUGCCGUGGUGGCCAGGAAGUUGGAGUUGACCAAGGCCGAGAAACAUGUUCACAACUUUAUGAUGGACACACAACUCUGCAAACGAGUCAAAAACACGGCUGCUAAUGUACUCAGGGAAACAUGGCUAAUCUACAAACACACCAAGCUGGUAAAGAAGAUCGACCAUGCCAAGGUGCGCAAACACCAGCGCAAGUUUCUGCAGGCCAUUCACCAACUGCGCAGUGUGAAAAUGGAGCAAAGGAAACUCAAUGACCAGGCUAAUACUCUGGUGGACUUGGCUAAGACCCAGAACGUGAUGUAUGACCUGGUGUCAGAGCUGCAGGAGCGCAGCGAGGAACUAGACAAGCGGAUUGGCACGCUGGAGGACAAGCUGGACUCCAUCACGGGCAGCCUGCAGGCACUGCCCGGCCUCCUCUCUCAAGCCAUAACACAGCAGCAGCGGGACUUUUUGGACGGCUUUGCGCACCGAUUCCGGCCUGCUUCACUAGGUUCGGAGCGCUCGUGGACGCCCACGCGGAGACGACGCUCGCCUUCAACGGCACCGCACACGUCCUCUGACAGCGGCUAGCCCCCCCUUCCCUUCCCUCUUCCUCCCUCUGUGCCGCACCGCACCUCUGCCAUCCAACCCUCACGCUGCCCAGGUUCCCGUGCAGACUGACACAGAGUCACAAGAAAAGAAUGAAAACUAAAAAGACAAAAAAAGAUCAAUAUAAAAAUGGUAGAGAUAUGGUUUAUGUUUAGCCAUUGUAUGGCUGUUCAAGUUAGCUUUUUUGUAAAGCCCUUGUAUAGUUACUGACUGAGUUCAGGGUGCUGGGGUGAAGCUGGCUAUCACCGGAGAGUCCUUAAACAAGACAGAAAAAAAACUGCCCAUUGAGGCUGCUGCUCGACGAGUAGUGUUUUCCACAAUGGUCUGCUGGCACGAAAGUGAACUGAGGAGAAUUAUGGCCCCAAGUUGGGAACGGGAAAAAAAAAAAACUAUGGACUUCCGCUUUCAUAUGACAGGUGUCAAAGGUUUCUUUCUAGUAAUGGCUGAGGGGACCUUUGGAAGCUCUGAUACUCACUCUAUUCUCUGAACGCAAUAAAAAGGAGAGAUGGCUCCAGGGACAGGGGACAGCCGUGGUUUUCCCCCCAGGCUGUAGGGAAAAAAAAAAAAAUGCUGACAGUAUAUAAACAGUGCAGAUCAGUCAUAGACCUGUC
Molecule: messenger RNA, 3601 nt
Organism: Scleropages formosus (Asian bonytongue)
Lineage: Eukaryota; Metazoa; Chordata; Actinopteri; Osteoglossiformes; Osteoglossidae
Product: small conductance calcium-activated potassium channel protein 2-like
Exons: 9
Coding region: 21-2972 (983 amino acids)
Biological process (GO): potassium ion transport
Cellular component (GO): membrane
Molecular function (GO): calmodulin binding; small conductance calcium-activated potassium channel activity
Source: RefSeq, a predicted model, not a curated record